Messenger RNA from Drosophila bipectinata, 515 nucleotides. It is a transcript of the gene Cpr65Ay, whose product is annotated as Cuticular protein 65Ay. NCBI's taxonomy places the organism in Eukaryota, Metazoa, Arthropoda, Insecta, Diptera, Drosophilidae. The record is from RefSeq and is a predicted model, not a curated record.
CUUAUUUUGGCUGCUUGGCUCAUCUCCCAGCCACCUUCAGUUGAAAUCAGCCAUUGAAACCGUCAACACCUAAGCUCUUUAGUUCUGGGUUCUACUUAAAUAUUGUUUCAAGAUUUGAAUCGAAAUCAAAAAUACAAUAGACAUGUUUGGCAAAAUAUUCUUAUUGGUGGCCGUGAUCUCACUAGCGUCGACAGCCACUCUGGAGAAAGGCGAGAGGGAAGAAGCUCUACAUUUCGGAUUUCAAACGGAAAAUGGCCAUCAAAGAACAGAGGACAUCAAAUACACAGUGAGGCCUGAAACAGAUACGGACCCCAAGGCAACGACUACUCCAAAACCUGUGGAAUACCGAGGGGGCUACAGUUUUAUCUCCGCGGAUGGCUAUGAGUAUCAGGUCCUCUACAAGGCCAACAAAAACGGAUUCCAGCCCUAUGUGACGGCCCACAAAAUCAAACCGGAUAAGAGCUAAAAAAAUCCACAUUUAUGUAUUUUCUUUGUUUUGUGAUAGAUGAUUAAAA